AAUUCAAGUCAGUUUCUUAGGCUUACUGCCUCGCGCCAUGGAUGGGCGAGACGAGCUGACAACGAAGCCCAUCGAGAUCAAGUUCUCGAGCUGCCGUGGCGUCACCUUCGAGCCCAAGCCCUCGCCGGCGAGCCCCUUCGCCAUCGCCGCCGCCGCCGCCGCCGCAUGCCCUGCCAAGCCGCCACCGGCGGCGCCGAGCACCGGAAGGUGGAUCUGGCUGCCUCUACUGUCGUCGAGCCGUUACUCCUCCUUCUCUAGGAUCAUUCCGGCGAAGCCGGACUGCGGCGUUGGACGGUCGCAGAGCCGCGCCAGCAGCCACUUCUGCGACCUCGACGUCGCCGGCGACGAGGAGGAGGAUGAUGGCGUGUCCGUCUUUGACGGCCACGACGAGGAGAUGGCUGUCGCCGCGGCCGCAGCUGCCGACGUCGAGGAUGAUUUGAAAGGGAAGAAGAAGCCGAGCGUGUCGGCGGCGGCGGCGGCGGCGCCGGCCACCGCCAGGCGAUCGAGGCUCGCCGUCAUACUGUUCGACCAGGGACUGUUCACCGUGUACAAGCGCCUCUUCGUGCUCUGCGUCGCGCUGAACGCGGCGGCGGUCGCGCUCGCGGCGUCCGGCCAUUUCCCGUACGCGGAGCGGCGCGCCGCCGUCUUCGCCAUGGGCAACAUCCUGGCGCUCACGCUGUGCCGCUCCGAGGCGGCGCUCCGCGUCGUGUUCUGGCUCGCCGUCGCGCUCCUCGGCCGGCCGUGGGUGCCGGUCGUCGCCAAGACGGGCGUCACGGCGAUCCUCCAGUCCCUCGGCGGCGUCCACAGCGGCUGCGGCGUGUCCUCCGUCGCGUGGCUGGCCUACGCGCUCGUCCAGGCGCUCCGGCGCCGCGACGAGAUGCCGCCGGAGAUCGUCGCCGUCGCGUCGGCCAUCCUCUUCCUGCUCGCGCUCUCCUGCGCGGCGGCGUUCCCGCUCGUGCGCCACCUCCACCACAACGUGUUCGAGCGGACGCACCGGUUCGCCGGCUGGGGCGCGCUCGCCCUGCUCUGGACGUUCGUCGUGCUCUCCGCCGGCUACGACCGGGAGGCCAGGUCCUACGUCCCGCUCGCCGGCGCCGUCCUCGCGGGGCGCGAGGACAUCAGGCUCGCGGCCGCCAUCACCUUCUUCACCACCCUCCCGUGGCUCACCGUGCGCCGCGUGCCGGUGACGGUGACCGCGCCGUCCACCCACGCGGCGAUCCUGACCUUCCAGGGCGGCGUCAGGGCGGGCCUCCUCGGCCGCAUCAGCCGCUCGCCGCUCUCCGAGUGGCACGCCUUCGGCAUCAUCUCCGACGGGCGGCGCACCCACGCGAUGCUCGCCGGCGCCGUCGGCGACUUCACCCGUGGCCUCGUCGCCGACCCGCCGACCCACCUCUGGGUUCGCGGCGUCCACUUCGCCGGCCUCCCGUACCUCAUCGGCAUGUACCGGCGGGCGACCAUGGUGGCGACGGGGUCGGGCAUCUGCGUGUUCCUGUCGCUGCUGAUGCAGCCGAGCACGACGACGGCGACGGAGCUGUCGCUGGUGUGGGUGGCGAAGGGCGUCGAGGCGAACUACGGCGAGGAGAUCAGGGCGGCGGUGGCGGCGGCGGCGGGCGGCAAGAGCAUGGCGGGGCGGGUGGUGGUGCACGACACGGCGGUGAUGGGGCGGCCGGACGUGCGGGAGCUCGCCGUGGCGGCGGCGCGGCGGUGGGGCGCGGAGGUGGUGGUGGUGACGAGCAACCCGGAGGGGAGCAGGGACGUGGUGAGCGGGUGCAGGAAGGCCGGCAUCCCGGCGUUCGGGCCUAUAUGGGAUUCAUGAAUUUGCAUGCGUUUGGAACGAGAAAACGAAGGGCAAAAGCGUUCAAAAGGAGGGAGAAAAGAACCGAGAAAAUUAAGGUUGUGUUUGUUUUUACCCUUUGUGUGUCAAAUUCAAAUAAUUAUAUAUUUAUAUAUUGUACAUAUAUACAAGUAACACUUGGCAGUUUCUAUUCAGAUGGUGGUUAAUUAAUUAGCGCUAAAAAAUGCGUGGUAACCCUGGUACCAUCAA
Oryza sativa Japonica Group (Japanese rice) is the source of this 2044-nucleotide messenger RNA. RefSeq names its product adenylate-forming reductase 06235. The record is from RefSeq and is a predicted model, not a curated record. Lineage: Eukaryota; Viridiplantae; Streptophyta; Magnoliopsida; Poales; Poaceae.